Melanotaenia boesemani (Boeseman's rainbowfish) is the source of this 3330-nucleotide messenger RNA. RefSeq names its product RNA binding motif protein 25b (gene rbm25b). Gene Ontology annotation, biological process: regulation of alternative mRNA splicing, via spliceosome; mRNA processing. The record is from RefSeq and is a predicted model, not a curated record. The transcript is spliced from 17 exons. Gene Ontology annotation, molecular function: mRNA binding. Bases 151 to 2595 code for a protein of 814 amino acids. NCBI's taxonomy places the organism in Eukaryota, Metazoa, Chordata, Actinopteri, Atheriniformes, Melanotaeniidae. Gene Ontology annotation, cellular component: spliceosomal complex.
UUGCGUCAAUGUUUUCGAAGGCCCGCGACUAGCCAGUGUGCUAAUCCAACAUUCGGAACGUUGGCGAGGUUUUCGUGAAAAAUUAACCAUUUCAUUCUGGAUUUAAUCAAUUUAUACGUUACCUGAUUCAGGGUCACAUUUACUCUCAGAAUGUCCUUCCCUCCGCAUUUAAACCGGUCACUGUUGCCCCCUCCUGGGAUACCCCCUCAGUAUGCUGGCUUUCCUUCAGGAACACCAAUGAUACCAGUUCAUAUGGGGAUCAUGGCUCCAACUCCUACAGUUAUGGUUCAGUCCAUGGCAGUGGUCAGUAAGCCUGCAGUCCCAAAGAAGGACAUGUCCUCAGUGCGAGCCAAAGAUGAUGAAAACAGCGGGCCCACUACUACUGUGUUUGUAGGGAAUAUAUCAGAGAAAGCUUCAGACAUGCUCAUCAGACAGCUCUUGGCGAAAUGUGGAAUUGUUUUGAGUUGGAAGAGAGUUCAAGGAGCAUCUGGCAAGCUUCAAGCUUUUGGUUUCUGUGAAUACAAGGAGCCAGAGUCCACAUUGCGAGCUCUGCGGCUGCUUCAUGACUUGCAGAUUGGGGAUAAAAACCUGCUAGUGAAGGUGGAUGCCAAAACUAAAUCUCAGCUGGAUGAGUGGAAAGCCAAGAAGAAGACAGCAAAUGGGACCAAGAAGACAGAAGAUGGAGGAGAUGAUGAGGAAGAGGUCCUUGAUGAGGAGACAAAGAAGAAAGAUGAAAUUGUCAAAGGUGCCAUUGAUGGAUUGAUGCGGGAAUAUGCUGCAGAACUUAAUGCACCUUCUCAGGAUGACGAGUCCCAGCGACGGAAGAGAAAAAAAGAAAAGAAAGAAGAGGAUGACAUUAACACUAUUGACAUGGAGGAAGACAAGAGAGACCUGAUUUCCCGAGAGAUUAGUAAAUUUCGUGACACUCACAAGAAACUAGAAGAGGAGAAGGACAAGCGGGAAAAGGAGCGGUUGGAGUUUGAGCGUGAAAGGAGGGAACGAGAAAAGGAGCGAGAACGGGAAAGGGAACGACGGGACCGUGAGCGGGAGAAGGAACGGGAACGGGAAAGGGAGAGGGAGAGAGAGAGGGAGCGAGAACGUGAGAGAGACAGAGACAGAGACAAAGACCGUGAGCGCAGGACCAGAGAGAGGGAGCGAGACUGGGAGAGAGACAGGAGCCACGACAGGAGUGCCGACCGCAGCCGAUCAAGGGAGUUGAGUCGAGACAGAGACAGAGACAGAGAAAAGAAGCGGGAUCAAGAGGAUGAAGAGGAGGCGUAUGAACGUAGGAAGCUGGAGAGAAAACUCAGAGACAAGGAAGCAGCCUAUCAGGAGCGUCUAAAAAACUGGGAACUAAGGGAAAGGAAAAAGGCCCGGGAUUAUGCAAAGGAAACAGAAAGAGAAGAAGAGCGCAGACGAGAAAUGGUGAAAGAAGGCAAACGAUUAAAAGAGUUUCUUGAAGACUACGAUGAUGACAGAGAUGACCCCAAGUAUUACAGGGGCAGUGCACUGCAGAAACGUCUCAGAGACAGAGAGAAGGAGAUGGAGGCAGACGAGCGUGAUAGGAAGAGAGAGAAGGAGGAGCUGGAGGAGAUCAGACAGCGGCUGUUAGACGAGGGACAUCCAGACCCAGACGCAGAACUACGCAGGAUGGAGGAGGAAGAGGAGGAGCGUCUAAGGCAACCUCCCAUUAUCCAAGAGCCAGAACCCGAGGAGCAACGUGAGCGCCACAGGGGUUCACGAGACCAUCGGGAUCGCAGACAGGAGCAGGACAAAGCAGAAUCCCGCCCACGGCCCAAUCACUCUGACGAGGUGGAGGAGGGGGAAGAGGAUGAUUAUGACAACGAUGAAGAUAAUCCUGAGACAAAACCGUGCUUGAAGCCCACAAUGAGGCCCAUCACAACAGCACCUUCGGUGUCAUCAGCCAGUGGAAAUGUGUCUCCCAACACCCCUGGAGAUGAGUCGCCCUGUGGGAUCAUCAUCCCUCAUGAAAACUCGCCCCCUGACGCUCUGCCACAGGAGGAACACAGACCAAAAAUCGGACUCAGUCUCAAACUGGGUGCCACAGGGAGCCCCAGUCAACCCAAUGUAGGCAAGAGGAAGAAGUUUCCAGUGGACAGUGUCUUCGACAAGUUUGACGAUGAGGAGGCUGAUGAACAGCCACGCAAGAGGAAGCUGGUGCCCCUGGAUUAUGAUGAUGAUAAAAGCCUUGGGGUGGAUGGUGCUGGGCUCUCAAGCAUCAAGGGAGCCAAUGCCGAGGAGAAACGGAAACACAUCAAGAGUCUGAUAGAAAAGAUUCCCACAGCAAAACCUGAGCUGUUUUCUUACCCACUAGACUGGUCUAUGGUUGACACGACAUUAAUGGAACGACGUGUUCGGCCCUGGAUCAAUAAAAAGAUAAUUGAGUACAUCGGCGAGGAAGAGCCAACAUUGGUGGACUUUGUUUGCUCAAAGGUGAUGGCUCACAGUAUGCCACAGAGCAUCUUGGAUGACGUUGCCAUGGUCCUUGAUGAAGAAGCUGAAGUCUUCAUAGUGAAGAUGUGGCGGUUACUCAUUUAUGAAACAGAAGCUAAGAAGAUUGGACUGGUGAAAUAAGCAUAAGUCACCGAAUGAAGAUAACCCCUUCCACUUGUGUGUAAUAGUGUAGCGAAAUUAUGUCACCCCAAACAAAGACAGACUAACUACAGUAUCUGCUUACACAUAUUUCCAACUGUUGUUCAGGACAUCCCCCCCCCCCCCACUUCCAACAAACUCCAUCUGCCUUCUUUUUGCAGGUGCUGACUGUUCGUUUUGCUUCUGUGUAUAAUCUGUAUCAUUUGGUUUUGAUGAAAGAAUGUUGAAAGGUAUCUGCUGUUGGACAUGCGCAACCAUUGAGUUGCAGAUGAAGUCUAUUGGUCCUAUUCUUGUAUUUUCUAUACAUGCCAAUUCAGUUUUUUGAGAAGUCUGCAGGGUUGCCACAAGCAACCAGCUACAAUUUGAAGGUGGUUUUCAUAUGUGGACAUGUUUUUUCUUUUUCACUAGGGUAUUUAUUUAUGGUUUGACAACUCAUUUCUGUCAGUUACACCUUUUUUCCCCUCAUAAUCACAUUCCUGAUAGUUCAACAUAUUCUUGACAGACACAAAACCAGAUGCAUUUGUCAUCCGAAAUGUGUCUAUUGACAAGACCACCAAACUCUUGGAUGGCGAUAUGCCUGAAGCUGUAAAGCACACAUUGUAACCACUAGGCAAGAAGCUACGAACGGGAAAAUUUUGAAGUUUUAAAGGCACUCUCCAUUCUAGUUUCUUUUUUUGUAUUUGUGAACAUUUGAUUAAAAUUGUUUUUUUAAUGUUU